Messenger RNA from Xyrichtys novacula (pearly razorfish), 23706 nucleotides. The record is from the annotation of a GenBank genome assembly. NCBI's taxonomy places the organism in Eukaryota, Metazoa, Chordata, Actinopteri, Labriformes, Labridae.
AUGCAAUCAGACCGAGACGCUAAGGCAGAAGAACUACAGCGUUACUUGUGGCUAUAGAGUGGCGUUUUGGUUGAGGUUUGUUCAUGGCUCCUCAGACUGCUGUGUAUUGCUAUCAUGCAAUCGUUACUAAAGUUGGUAUAACUAGAGAAGCAAGGGGUUGACAACAUUCAUGUCUCCAGGGGGUGUCUAACUUGGUGUUACGGUGUGUUUGACCCUAAAUUAAUUUUACGCUGGAAUAUCCCUUUAACAAUCACUAAGCACUUUGAACCAAAGUUUGACCCACACGGAUCCUCAACCCUCCUGCUGGACUGAAUGUGACCAGUGCUCAUAGAUAAAUGUUUUAUUUACUCCUGAAAGACCUUAACGGGGUGAUUACUGAGGUUUAACUGGUUUAAAAAGUAAAGGAGAAAAGUGUGAGUGAACGUGCUAAAGAUUCAGAGUUUAAGGCAGAUUCUCUGUGACCUUUGGCCCGUUAAUGCAAGAUGUGACCUCUCAGAGUGUUUCAGGUAAUCCGGCGAUCAGUCUGAGUGAAGACCACCUGGUGGAGUCCUGAUAAUGAGCCACACGUCUGCUCUAAAUGUGGUACCUGAGGAGCACAGCUUGCUGUCCAGUCUGAUUUCUCCUGGAUCUCAGUGACUGAUGAAGAAGACGGUGAGUUUGGUCUGAUCACGCUUCUGUCUGCCUCAAUUGUUUUGGGGUUUUUGCAAAAGUUUCGUUCAAAUUUCUGUUAAAUUUAAAUGAAAUAAAAACUAGAAUCAAACUAAAUGCUUUAAAAUCAAAAUUAAAGUGUUUUUGCUCGUAGCCCCUUUGAAGAACUCAAUAACGAACAAGGGUUUAAGUGUCGCUCGUCCCCUUGAAAAGCCCUAUGCUUAGGCGUGAGAAACUUUGGGAACAGGGUCUGAAGGCUAUUUGCAUAAAAUGUCCUCAAUUUACAUAUAAGAUCCCAGCACAUACAGAGGGGAAUGGUAGAGAAAACCUAGUAUUAUUUGAUCAGUUACAUUAUGAACUUACAUGAAUUUUACCUCUGUUUUAUUGACACAUUUAUCAAUAACAGGAUGUUUAAAAAAAGAGUACUUGAUUUACAUUUUAAAUAGAAUAAGCUGUGUGCAUAAACGCACAUGGAGAAAAGAAUAGGAGCAUCAACCAUGAACCUACGUGAAUGAAAACUCUAGUUUAUGCACAUUUCUAUUAUAUGAUGCUUUCAGGUGUAAAAAAAUAAAGUCCUUGAUUUACACAUAAUACCGUAAAACUGACUGUGUACAUAAGAGAAAGGAUAAUUUGACAGUACUGCAUAGGUAAAACUAGAGACUCAACAUGAAUAAAUAAUCUGUUUCCUUAAAUCAGGAAGCUUUAGGUGUAAAAGAAAAAAGUCCUUGAUUUACAUAUGAGAUACAAAUAGCUAUAAGACUUGUAUUCCAGAAAGAAGCAGGAGGGAUAACUUGAUGUAGUUUGAUCAGUAAAACUAUUAUCCAACAUAAAUGAUAACUAGAGUUCAGGUGCUUUCAGGUGUAAAAAAAAAAAAGUCCUUGAUUAACAUAUAAAAUACUAGCAGCUGUUUGCAUAGAUGUGCACAUGUAGAGAAAACCUGAUGUUAUGUAAAACUUACACACAUUAUGACUCCAUUUUAAAUACGUUUAAUUCUUGUGUUGUGAUGUUUGUAGGUUUUAUAACAGUUCAGUUCUCAGGAAAUGAUCUUGUUUACAUUAAAAGCAGGUGCUUAAUUUACAGGCAGACACAAGCUGAGCCGUCUAAAGGGCAGACACGUAUAAACAUGAACCUUGGUGUUAUAUAAUAAUCAGUAAAGCUUACCUGCAGCCAGUGUGAUCCUACAUAAGUUAAAGAUUUGAGGUUGAAGAGUUUUGAGCUCGUUUAUUUUGUGUGUUAAACCAGCAGGUUCUUCGGUAUGAGAAACGCCUGUGUGUCCCGGUUCUGUUUAGCUGUGUCAUGUUUGGGUUUUGAUAGCACUCUUGUUUUAUUUUAUAGUCUUUUUUUAAAUGUUGGCAGAUGCUUUGGCAGAAGUGAGUGCCAGUCUUGGGAAUAAUCAAACCAACUGAUACGGUCCGAUACAUCCAAUUAAACAGCCAACCAAAAGCAUUAGAGCUUAUAAUCGCUCUAAUACACUAGUUAAUUCCAGGCUGGCCGCAGCUUUUCAAGAAUCACUGUGUUUGUCUCUUUAAAGCUCCAUGAAAUUCUUAAUAAUCUGAUCAAAAUCAUUGGAGUUAUUUUCCUUUAAUUAAUGACUGACUGACAGGUGAAUUAUGGGAGGUUAUGGAGUCUGAUUUUAUAGAUUAUCUGGACCAGAAUAACCAAAAAAAAUCAGACUCCAUAGAAAGAAAGAAAGUCUCAUUUUAAAUAGUGUAAAUGUGGUUUUUAAUUCAGUGUGUAGCUGCCCUGGCCUUGGGUUUGAUUCCCUCUUAAGUGACAGCGACCCGCUGCACUGGUGCACCACGGCCUGACACUCAUCCACUCCAGCAGCUUAACAAAUAGGAUUAGAGCAAAGAGAGAAAAAUCUCCCUCACCAAAGUCCCAUCUGCUCACCUGAGAGGGAGCAAGGAGCAGCGCGCCGGGCGACCCCGACCACAACCACCUCCAUCACUCUGUUUUACUCUGAAGGAUGGCAGCCGGAGCGCUGGAUGGACGGCUGUGAGGCGGAGCGCUGAUGAGCUGAAGACCAGGAAAGUUUCAGAAAAAGGAUCGAGUCCGGCUGCAGGGCGAAGAGAUUUUCACAGAAAUGUCAGGAGGGAGCGGGAGGAUGGUGCUGUGGGCGCUUGGGGCCCUGCUGCUGUCAGGAUACAUCUCCACAGACACAGGUCAGGUUUACAGCUUUUAUCGUGGACCAUUAAAUCAUGAAGAUGUGACUGAAAAUACAGUCAGCUGCACAGAUUUACUCGAAAACAUGUUUACCUAAAACACUCAAAAAGUGAGGAAAAAGUUUUGCAGUGUGCUUUAAUGCUGCAAAAUGAUAUUGUCAAAGUGAAUCUACUGCUGUAAUCUCACUAUCAUAGAACAAAACAGUGUAGACAGACUCUGCAAGUCAAAGUUUAGCUGUUUUUACCCUAAUGUAGUUGGAGAAUUACCUAAAAAGUUCUGCAUAUAAUGAAGAAUCAUAUUAAAGCUCUAGUCAGGAGUUUUUGAUCAGUUAUGAAUCACGCUGUCACGAAGUGUGAUGUGUCUUUAUCAUGUACAAAAGCAAAUGUGAGCAUCAAUAAUACGACUAAUGAUUUGGCUGGAGUAAGUUUAAUGCCUGUAACAGCUGUGAGGGGGGGUAGGAACACUGAGGAACAGCCUUAGUUACUUUUUCCAUCGCACAGUGAGUCGACAUGAGGAGAGUUUUAAAUUAACAUCACUUUAAAAUGACAUCAGCAACAAUAUAAUAUAAGGGAUACCACUUUCUCCACAGGGGGGCGCCAACAUCAACACAGACACAGGAGCUUUAAAAAUUCAAUUAAAAAUACAUCAAUAUUUUCAGAAAUUUUCAGACGUGUUUACUGAACUUUUUCCUCAUUUUUUAUAAUCUUUUAUUUUAGCAAUGAUCUCUGCUGGAUGCAACAUUAUCGCAGAAGUACAUACAUAGAAUAUCAUACAAUAAUCUAUAUGAUAUUUGUAUAUAUAAAUUUUUAACCAUAUGUGACACAUGUCUGAUUUCUUCAUGUAAGUGUAAACAGUGCAAUUCUGAUUUUUUCAAAUCCAACCCAGGCCUCUGUUGUAUGUGGAUAUAAAUCGGAUAUGUAUCCGAUGUGACUGCAGUGUGGACGCUCAGGUCGCGUUCAUCCGACCUAUACGUCAUCAAUAUGCGACAAACGUCACCAUUUUUUGACGACACACAGACGCGGAAAGCAAUGCGGGUCACUUCACGGACGCAUUCCGUUCACAUUUGAUGCUGCAUUCGUUGUUGUAAUGUGAACAACCGCACAAAAAGAUCGGAUUUAACAAAAAAUCCGAAUUGUGCAUCAUAACCUGCAGCGUGAACGUAGCCUUAGAGAUAUAGAAUGUUCAUGGUAAAUAUAGCAUAUAAAUGGUAUAUAAAGUUUAUAAAUUGUUUAAAUUGUAUUUAAGUGGUAUAAAUAAAGAUAUGCACCAUUUGGUAACACUUUACAAUAACCAUAAUUUAUAAUUGGUAAAUAGAUAGUUUAUUAAUGUAACUUAGGGUUAGGGUUAGGUUUCUCAAAUUGUAGAAUUUACAAUUUAUUAAUGGUCUGUAUGCUAUUUAUAAAUGAUGAUUACACACUAAUAAACUAUCUGCUUACCAUUAUGGUUACUGUAAAGUGUUACCCACCAUUUAUAUACUUUACACACACCCUACAAAUACAUGUACCAUAUAUGUACCUAAUAUACCAUGUUCAUAUACCCUAUAUGUUCACAAAAUGACAAAAUACAAAUCCUGAUUGUGGUCAGUAAUGGUCAGGUUUGCUUUUAUUGUCACAUUGAGACAUCAGAAUUAGUUUUAUUUUGUUUAUAAGCAGCUAAAAAUUCCUUACAGGGGCUUUAAUUCAUCAUUGAAUAUAAUAAACAUGUUUGAAUGAGCUGUACUGAGUGUUCAUCUGUCUUCCUGUUGCUCUCAGGCGCCUCUGGAGACGAUCAGCUGGGUUUGGACGAGCGUGUCAGGUCCUUGUCGGACUCGGAUCAGCUUCUAUACCGACGACACUCGGCUCUGACCCGCAGGAAAAGAGACGUCCUGUUCCCCAGCGGAGUCAAAAUGUGCACCCAGGAGACGGUAGACCAGGCCGUCGCCAACCACCUCAGCUACUUCCACCUCAGAGGUACUUGGCGUUUUACUCGAGGUGUUUCACUCCCGCUCUGAUCCAAGCGGACUUAGCAGCUUAGAGUCAGUCUGCUGUCAUCUGAGGCAGCCGAUCUCACAGGGGUCGGAGGUCACACAGAGCUGUACACACUGCGAUAACAUGACCUUCUUAAGGAGUCAGAGCGUCUCAAUCUCUCUGUUUUGUUGAAUCACUUUGUCCUGUAACGGCCUCCAGAGUCAAACAGGACAACAUGUCUCUGGUUUUAUUCACGUGGUCUGAGCUGCUCUCCUCCUGAUGUCUCCUCCUGAUGUCUCCUCCUGAUGUCUCCUUCUGGAUGUUUUUCUUGAAACCCAGAAACUGCUCAUAAUCCGAAAACUUGGUAACUCAGUGUGUGUGUUUACUCAGUGUGUCAGGAGACCGUGUGGGAGGCCUACAAGAUCUUCUGGGACCGGCUGCCAGACCGGGAAGAGUACCAGGACUGGGUUGGCCGCUGCAUGGAUGGCUCCGUCAGCGUCAUGGACAUCGGAAGCUUCUUUAGCCAAUCAGACGAGCACGCCAACCUCGUCAGGAACGUGAGUAUAGAUAAAGAUCCAUUAUUUUCAUGUUUGGAUCUAUGUUUUCUUGUUUCUCCUUUUUUCCUUCCCUUUCCCUUUUCCAUUUUUUCCUUCUUUCCCUCCUUUUAUUCUUUUUCUUUUUACCUUUCUUACUUUUUCUUUUCCUCCUUUGUUCCUUCCUUCCUUCUGUUUGCCUUCUUUCUAUUUUCAUUUUCCUUCCCCCUUGCCUUCCCUGAUUCAUCCUUUCUCUCUUCAUUUUCUCAUUCUUUUUUAUUUUUAUCCCUCCUUUUACUCACUCUGUUUACUCACAUAUUAUGUAAUUAAUUUAAUCAUUUUGGAUCCUCAUUAUUUUACCUCUUUCUUUGGUUAACAAAAAAACAACACUAAACUGGAUGCAAAAGGAAAAGAAAGCACAAAGCAUUAUCAAUAAUCUUUCUUUUUUCUUUCUUUCUCUCUCUUCUCUUUAUCUCUCUCUUACUGUCUUUCUUUAAUUUUUCUUUUUUCUUUCUUUUGGUCUUUUUUCCUUUCUUUCACUCCCUUUUUCUUUCUUUCCUUCUUUCUGUAUUUCUUUAUUUCUUUCUCUCUUUCUCUCAUUCUUUUUGUUUCUUUCUUUUUUCUUUCUCUCUUUCUUUCUUAAUUUCAUACUUUUGUACUGUCUAUGUCUUUCCUUUCUUUUUUCUUUCUUUCUUUUUCUAUUACUUUCUUUUCUUUCUUUGUUCCUUUCUUUCUUUCUGUCUUUCAGAGGAUGGCUCAGGUGGCAGAGAUGAGCAGCAGGUGAGUUUUGACUUCAUUUCUCUGUCACCGAGUCACAUGACACCUCCUGUGUUUUUUUUUUUGUAGUUAAUUUUAACCUUUUAAUUAAAAACUGACUGAACAGUAACAUGAAAAAACACCUUUCCUUAUUUGAUAAAAAGUUUAAAUUAUUUGCUGCUGAAAGUUCAGAACAACAUUUUUCAGACAACCUUCAAACACAUUUACAUUUUGACUUUUGAUUCACAGCUAUUAGACUCACUUUUCUCCUUUUUUUCACACAUUUGUUGACAGUGAUAUUUCUACCUUUACAAUGAGAAAUUAAACUUUUAUUUUGGAGUUAAACUUUUUACGAUUCUCUCAAAAAAACAACUUUAAUAAGUGAAAUAACAAAUGCAGGUUUGUGCUCCUGUGAGGUUGUUCAAAGUUUAUUAAACAGCAGCAGAUUUUAAGAGUUCCUGCUCCAGAGAGACGUCGUCGUCCUCUUUCAGACACACACAGAUGAGACAGGACAUCAUGUUUGUUUACUGUCUGAAUGUGAAGGGUGCAGCCUCACUCUCUGUGGUCUGUCUGAAAUGACACCUGUGCUGUGUUUUAUCACCUGCUGCAGUUUGCCCAUCACCUCAGGCCCGCCUCCAUGCAGGUACGCCUGCGGACACCGAACACUCACCCGUAGAGCUGAUCCAGAAGCAGAGAUGACAGAGCAGGACACAAAGUUUUCUGAUUCUGACUUUAAAGUCAACAGAACUGAGACGGUUUUAAAGAAUCUGUGAAAAUAGCUGAUCGUCUCCAGCUGGUCAGGAAAUGAGAAAUCUGAUUAAAAAGAGAAAUAACAGAUAGAUCAGACUCUUCUUUGGAUCAGGACUGAAUGAAAACUCUCAAGUUCCUCUCCCUCCCACAUUCAUUCAGAGUUAGACUGCGCCGUCUUUGUGUACUUGUUGUUCCUUUGUUUGUUUGUUUGUUCUUUACAAUGAUGUGGUUUUUGUUAAAGCGCGCUUCACUCCAGCUCUGUGGUGUCGGCUGUGUUUUAAAGGGGAAUGAGAGUUAUUUUGAAGACCUGCAGAUGUGUGAUCAGAGACAGAAGUAUAAAAAACUGUCUGAGAUGAAACAGCCUCUAAACAUAUAAAAUUCCUCUUUAAAAAGACUCAAAAGUGCCGACCUCUGCUGUUUCUGCGGGUCAAACAGUGUGUGCUGAUAAAACCUGGACUACAGUCUGGACAGCAUUAGAGUCAAACAUCAGUACACACUGCUGUCCCGGGGGAAAAAGUGGAAUUUACAACCUCAGUUCUGUUUGAGAGUAAAAUCUAAAUAUUGCUUUAAACAAUUUGCAGACGAUUAAAUUCAGUUUCUGUCAAAAUUUCUUGACUCCAGUUGAACUGAGGUUGUAUAAAGAGUUAAAUUCUGGAUUUUCUGUCACUUUUUUCCCCUCUGACUUUUGUCUGUUUUUGUUUCAGCUCUGAGACAGUGACCGACGGCCUCGAGGAGUCCGUGGAUGUACCAGGUAAACACACCUGAAGUUCUCCGACCAAUUAGCACGCACAGAUUGUUAACUGUCGCUUUAGUUUACUGUAACCCUUAAAGGGAUAUUCCGGCGUAAAAUUAAUUUAGGGUCAAACACACCGUAACAGAGUUAGACACCCCCUCAAGAGAUGAAUGUUGCCGACCGCUUGCUUCUCUAGUUAUACCAACUUUAGUAAUGACUGCAGGAUAGCAAUACAGAGAGCCACGCGCUCAAACAAAAAGACUAAAAACAGCUCACCCACUCUCUUCCAGCAGCCGCUUGUUUGUAGCGAGACCUUGGGCAAGUCCAUCGACUGUAGCGGAGUUUCGCAGCUCAAGGAAGAACAUUUAUGAUCGUUUCUCCAUGGAAAUGCAAUCAGACCAAGACACUAAGGCAGAAGAACUACAGCGUCUGCAGUUAAAAAUGAUUAAUAUAAUGAUUAUUACUUCAAGGAAAUGAUAAAGAAAUGACCAUAAAUGUUCUUCCUUGAGCUGCGACACCCCACUGUCAUCUGCAAUGAACUGGCCUGAGGUCUUGCUACAAACAAGCGGCUGCUGGAAGAGAGUAAGAGAGUUGUGUUUAGUCUCUUUGCUUAAGAAAUUAGUCAAAGUUAAAAAGAUGUUUGGUGGCUAGUACUCUGGCUGGGACCCUAUAUGUACUGUUGAUGAAGUUAGGUGCUGUUCUGAGCAUUAUUUGUGGCUAUAGAGUGGUGUUUUGGUUGAGGUUUGUUUAUGGCUCCUCAGACCGCUGUGUAUUGCUAUCGUGCGGUUGUUACUAAAGUUGGUAUAACUAGAGAAGCAAGCGGUUGGCAACAUUCAUCUUUCACCCUAAAUUAAUUUUGCGCCGGAAUAUCCCUUUAAACGCCAUCGAUCACAUAUGAUAAUAGAUGUUUCACACAUUUAUAUUCUGUUAAGUUCAGACAGUCGACACAGUUUGAGUUCUUUCCUGCAGCAGUAAGUCGUACUGUUUCCAGACACUGGACAUUGAGACGGUGUGAAUCUGUCUUUAUCAGGUAACCUGGCGGCAGAAAGCUGCUCAGUUAACAGGUGGUUAAGACUGUCUUACUGCUGACCACUUACUGACCCACUCAGAGUCGUCAUGGUGACCCAGAUUGAGAAACACCAGCGUUCACAAAGCUCUGAAUCUAGAGUCUGUUAAUUGAUCUGUUAAUUAACAGCUGAUUAAUUAAUUACCUUUCUUCUGUGUGAUGUGAUGUCUGAUUACAUACAUUCAUAUUUCACCUGCUUAACGAAGCCGUAAAGUCGAGACAACCAGUUUACCGAUCCAAACUAUGAACCUGAAGGAGCGUGGCAGUCUGUCACCUUACGCCCCCACGUCACCUGCGUGUGUAUGUGUGUGUGUUGGUAGGGGGUCUGAUUCCCGUCACAAGCCAAGCUCCCAGAAUAGAUCAGUAAGCUUAUUUCCAAGCAGCAGUCUGGUCAAUGGAGUCAGAGUGGGGACUAAGUCAGAGCAGGACAACCAUCAGGGUUAGUGGGAUCACACCUGUAGGUGGACUACCUGUCUACCUGCCCACUCAGUUAAAGCCUUGAUGUAAAAACAUGGGAGCUCAGGAGACCGCAGGUAGACCAGUUUCUCAGCAGGACUCUUCUCCUAGAGAGCUGAGCUGUUGUAAUCCCUGCUGUCAGAAUGUGGUGUGGUGAGACAUGAAGGUCUUCCCUGAAAAAGUAAAAGUCUGGAUAAAAGUUUGAAUCUCUAUUUUACAGGAAGUGAUGUCACCCUUGACCUUCCUCCCAGCUUUGAGGUCACAGAUCAGACCCCUGUACUUCCACCAUCUGAAGAACCAGAUCAUGAACUGAUAAUCUCCUCCACCGAGAGACCUGCGGACUCAAUCUCUGACCCUGAUCAGACUCAUGAAGACAUAGAGGAGGACGACAGUGUCCUUGAGAAGACAGAAGACAUGGUCACAGAGGUAGAAGACAUGGUCCCUGAAGAUGUGAGUGCACCGAGUCCUGAGGUGAUUCAAGAGGCCACACCUGAGGGGGAGGAGCCUCCCUCAGAGGAGGCGAUGAGAGAAGUCAUCACUGAAGCUGCCGUCGUGGUUUUGGUGGAACCGACGAGGAUGUCGGAUAUGGAGGCUGUCUCACCUGCAGAGUCAGGACAACCUGUUCUUCCAGAACCUGCUGAUGAAGUCCAGACUGAGCACCAAAGUGAGGAGGAGGAUUCAGCAGAGCCAGAAACACAUGAACCCGGUUUGGACAUCCUUGAAGAACCUGAAGAAGACAGUUCAAGACCUCCUGAGGGACAUCUACCAGAGACCUCUGUAGAAGAUAAAACAGAGGACUCUGAAGAAGCAGUUCCCACCGUGGUCCUCCUAACAGAUCUGGACUCAGAGGAAGAGUACCAAGUAUUCAUAGAUGAGACUCCAGACCAAGAACCUGAAUUUGAAUCUGUCCCAGAGACAACAGAUGAGACACCUGAGGACAGAGAACCUGAAGAAGAACUAGCUUUAACUUCUGAGGUCCCCUCUGAGUCUGUGGUGAUUUUACAGGAUGACAUAGAUGAAGACACGUCUCCUACUAGACAGGAGGCCACUCCAGUUUUUUAUGAAGACCUGACCACUGAGGUGGUGUCCCCUGAGGAGACUGAGGACAUAGAGCCAACUGAGAUCAUACCUGACAAGAUGAAGGAGGACUUAGAUGUCUCUGUGGAGGAACAGGAGACAGAAGACGCAGAGGGACAUGUAACUGCAGAAACAGCAGAAGAAGAAGAACCUGCUGAAGUGUCUCUGGAAACGGGAAUCGGUGAAGAAGAGACAACUAGGACAGAUAACGAGACAAAAGAGACUCCAGGUCCUGUGGAGGAGGACAGAGCAGAUGAUGCCGAAACCACAGAAGAGCCAGAACCUACAGAGGAGGAAGCUGAACCAGAAAUAUUAGAGCCAGCAGAACCAGAACCAAAAGAGGAAACUCCUGAAGAGGCAGAACAGACCAGAGAACCUGAACCAGAACCUGGACUUGAACCAGAACCCAGGGUCUUGACCACAGAUGUCACCCCACCAUCGGAAGUGACAGUUGAAGCAGAAGUGUCUAAACCAGAAGUUUCCGAAAUCUUCAUCCCAGAAAGUCCUCCAGAGUCCGAGGAGGAGAUCACUCCACUCAUCGUCAUUGUCCCAGAGAACACCGAGGGUUUACUUCCUGCAACUGAAGACGAGGACAUACCUGAACCAGAGGUGAAGGUGGAACUCACCCCCGAGGAGAUACCUGCUCAGGACAUUGAGUCUCCAGGAGAAGAACCAGAAACCGAGCCCCCUUCUAAGGCUCCAGGGGAACCUGAAGGAACUGCUGAGUCUGAACCUGUCCUGGCAGUCACACCCGAAGGAGACCAGGAUGUCCCUGAGAGUGUCUCCCCUGAUGAUGCCAAUGAGAUCCUGACAGAGGUUCCUGUGGAUGACACAUCAGAGUCCAGCCAUAAAAUGACUCCAGGAACCUCAGCAGAUCAGACAGAGACCCCGACCGCUGGCGUCUCUGUGGAGCUUACCACCCAGAACAAGGUGGACUACGACAUCAGCGACAUCGCCGACAUCUCCGACCUCACAGAUGUCCCUCUUGAGGUGGACGAAGACCCACUGGGCAACAACGGCUUUGGGCUGGAGGUCAAAACAGACGGCAGUGUAAGGAAACACAGUCAAGAAAUAGAAUAUCAGAACCACUGAUGUUCACGAGUGUCUGAUGUUUAACGUAUGUUUUCACCUCCAGAUCGGUAACGAGAUUGAUAACACCAUGCUGUGGCCCCCAAGACUCCUGAAGGACCACACGGUGGAGCUGACCAUCAAACUGAGAGGAGAGACCUACCAUGAUGGUCUGAGGGACCCGGGCAGCUUACAGUACCAGCACCUCGCCAAACACUUCAUACGCAGGGUGAGACGCCAUCACUGGAACGAUAAGAUUAAGAUAAGAUGUUCCUUUAAUAGUCCCACAGGGGGGAAUUCCAAAAUUACUGCAGCAUGGUUUAGAUACAAAAGGUAAAAGUUAAAAGAUAAGAAGACUUUGAGUUAAAACAAGAUAUGUGCAUGCGCCAUAUUUACAUCUGUACAUAAUUUACAUAAUAAUAGAAACACAAUAUGAGUGACGAAUACAAUGACUAUGUUGUUCUGUUGGUGCACACCUGAGGGUGAAAAGUUGGAUCGCAAAAAUGACGAGAUUUCCAUGACCCCAACACCGUACAACUGCUACAACCUCAUUGCAUUCAGUGCUAGACUCAGCUUAGAUUUCAUUGAUUGCGAGUUAAGUAUAUACAAUUGUGUCAUCAGCACAUAAAUACAACGUGACAUUUUAACAUAAAUCAUUGAUAUAAAUAGAAAUGAAAAAGGACCCACUAUGGAUCCAGUUACCUCAGAAGUCGGGUGUCGGAGCUAGGAAUGACGCUACACCCACGUUGACGGCGUUCCAGUUAACAAGUCGGAAAACCAAAAUGGAUGCCUAUAGUUAGCCAUUGUCAGCUGUUGUUAGUUGUUGUUAGCUAUACCAGUUGUAAACGACACAUAACAGUAUUUUACUCUUACGAACACCAUAGCACCGCGUUCACAAUUAGACGUUGGGCAGUACAACAUAAACCACUUAUUUCAUUUCAUAAAAACAAAAAAGAAGUGCAAAUAAAUAAUUAAUCACGAGAGCUUUCACUGUUACUCUUUACUGUUGAUGCACUGCGCUGCCAUCUUGGAUAAUGACGUUGUCGUCAAGUCAGGGUUGGCGAGGAUUGACGGACUUUCCCAGUUGGAAAUCCAACUUCAGGGGGGCGUUCCAGAUGAAUUUCGGACUCGGAGCUUGGAAAUUCUGACUUCCGAGUUCAACUGGAGGGUUCACUCCAUAUCUUUUUUGUCGUCUGUAGUUGAAAAACUAAAACUUGGAACAAAAGUUAUAUCAACUAAAAUCCAGAUUGUCAUGAUCAGAGCUACAUAAAAACUGACCUAAAUGCUGCUGGAGCUGAGUAUCAGUGUGUGUGUGUGUUAGCAUUGAGGACCUACAGCAGAGACUCAGCUGAUUUGUCUGACGUACUGAGGUUCCUGUUGUUCACUAACACCCUGGGUGUUGUCAUCAUUGUGUUUUGGAGAAAGCUCGACCUCCUCUCCAUCACAACUUUCUCUGACGUCCAAGAUUCUCACUCAUCUCCACGAUGACUCUCUGCGGUUUCUCACAAACUGCAGACUCAGGGUUUUGGACUCUGCUUCAAAGGCCCCGCUUGGUUUUCACCCGUUAAAGAUCUUCACGCUUUAGAGCUCAGUUCCUGGGCCCUGCCAGCGUUUUGCUGAUGCAGAGACAGAGCUGGAGCAGGACAUCCAGAGAGCGAGCCGUGACUCACUGAGAGGAAAAACACGCCAUGCCAGGAAAGCAGAGAGCGCCGGUGUAUUCCCGUACCGCCGGGAGCGUUUCAGGCUCGGCUCCACAGUUAGUGACGCGGGAAGCCAGUUUACGGUUAAAGAGUCGGGGUCAGGAGCUUUAAUGAGUGAGGAUGAAGUGGAUAAGAGGGCUAAUAGAAACAGCAGGAGUUUGGCUACAGCGCAAGAAGAAAGAGGAGCUGCAGAGAGUGCAGCUACGGGCCACCGAGACGCAGAAAUGAUCUUUUUAUUCCAAACAAAAGACUCCAGCUGCACUUUUCAAACUCUCAGAUACAAUAAUUCUUCAUAAUAACACUCUCAAUGCUUAUUUAAACUGUUUCCACGGAGAUAAAUCAACAUAAAACACACUUAUUAUGACCAGAAUGUCUGUGUCCAAAUCAUUUCAUAUUUACUACAGACUGAUCUGUGUUCAUUUCGACUGAAUAAAUCUUAGACAUUAUCCCCAGAGCAGAUUUAUACAUAAAAUAAGCACUUAUCCUGUGUUUACAUGCAAAUCCCUGAAUCCAAAAGGGGCAGGACACUCAGUGUAAAACUGUAAAGAAGUUUAAGACACUUAAUCAUCCUUGUUUACAUCUGAAGGCGUCUCUGAAUGUCCUUUUUUAUACCCAGUCAUGUUACUAACCUGCUUACAAUAAUUAUGAUUAAUAAGCAGCUGGUUCAGUUCAACUUUUUUCUGUUAUCCCUGUUUAAAUAUGUUAUUUAUCAGAAUUUAAUGAAACUGAGGUAAUAAAACCUAAAAAAAGAUGAUAAAUAUUGUCAAACAUUUCUUUAUUUCUAGGUGGAAGAUGCCUUCGAGAGGUUGCCAGGCUUUAAAAGUGUCCACAUCAUUGAGUUCAGGUAAAACUUUUUCACCUAGCAGUAGAUGCGAGGUAUCACUUUGUUCAUCUUCAUUUUUAAACUUGCUGUUUGUGUAGAUGAGUCUUUAUUGCACAAGAGUUUUAUUGAAUUGUUUGUGUCGUUUGUGUUUUCAGGCCACAGAAGGAUCUGGAGAAGUAAGUUUGAUUCUUUUACACUAAAAAUGUUAAAAAACUGCGUCAAAAGAUUUUAAACAUGACCACAUACUCCAUUUAUAAGUGUCCCAAAGCAUGCUGGGAACGGCAGCACAGCAUUAAAACCACCAAACGUGUCAUUUUUGAUUUUCUUUUUGGGACCCUGAAUGUCUCAAUGCUGUGUUUCCAACAUUCCCUCACGGUCACGGUAACCAAAGGUGGUUAGGAGGGAUUUCUUCACCUGGUCCAGACUGCCCCCCCACCUCCCCUUAAAGCCCCUCCCCCUCCUGCUGCAGUAAAUAAGGGUUGCUGCUUUUGCUCCAGUUUCUCUCUAAUGUCCUUAACAAUAGUCCAUCAGCUCUUAAGUGGGAUAAGCCCCUCACUGCUCUGCAGCCACCUGCAGCCGCCGCAGGAUUAUCAUAAAAGACUUACAUCAACUCACUGUCCUUACCCCACCUCCCCCCCCUCCACAGGACCCCACCUCGACCCCCCACCGCAGUGAUAAAGUCACUUUGUGAGCUCAUAGAGAGUUUACAACUCACCUGAACUCGACACGACACUGAGGAGAGAGUCUGUGCGCUCGUAAAGGAACUUUUUCCUGAAACCGUCGAAUCAGAGAGGGAGGACGAGAAAUAACAGACAUGAUCAACAGAUGUCAGAUUAUAUGACGGCCAUAAUGUGCAUUCAGGCAUGAGUGCAGGUCAGAGAUCAACAUCAGGCAGAAGUGGAGCGAAACUUGAACAUGAUUUUUUAUUGUUAUUUUUUGUUAUAGCGUGAACGCUCCAGCAUGAUGAUGAAUUGAACAGACACGAGCUGUUCCCGUUGAAAAAGUGUUUCUCGAAGAGUAGAAGGAGUCUGCAGGGUAGGAGGGUGUUUCAGAGGAUUGGCCAGUUAGCAAUGACAAGUAUAUCAACUAUAAAAAUUGUAAAGACGGGCUUUAAAACAGGCACUGAAUCUAGGAGUUAAACAUUUCAGAGAUGGUGUCCGUUUAGCUCUAACAGCUCUUUCCUCGGUCUCCAUCAGGGGUCUGGUAGUCCUGGUCCACUAUGCUCUCACUCUGGAGGUCGAUGGCGGCGGCAUCCCCGACGACACGCUGGACUUCAUCUCUCUGCAGAACAACCUGGUGGAAAAAAAUUAUCCUACAGCCCCCGAACAGCCCACUGUGGUCUACACCAUCACCGACUUCAGGAACUACAUCACCGAGGCGCUGCACAAAGACAACUUCAUGACCAACAGCAGCCUGGGGACGCAGCCCGAACCCUUGCUAAUCAACACCGGUAACAACACUGAUCAUUUUAGAAAAGGGUUCACGAUUACAAUCACUGAUGUCAGGACAAUACGUGAUAUGUUAUGGAACCGGCUGAACAGAUUACCUGGAGAAGUAGAACAGAGUAGGCCUGAGGAUUGAACCCUGAGGAACUCCGCAUACCAGAAAACCAGCAGAGGAAAAAUUAUUAUAAAUUCAAACAUUAAGUAUCUAUUACAGAAGAAGGACUGAAGCAUUGAAAGCUGUCCCAGUUCACCAAUAUCAAUAGUUUCAGAUACAAUUCAUGAGGUUGUUCAGUAUUUGCCAUGAUCAGAUUUCACUAUUACUCCGAGUAAAGCAGUUCUGGUGCUGUGUUUGCUUUCCUUUGCAGAAGAGAACUUGUUACCUUCGAUGAAACCUACAACCAGGACAGCCGACACCUACGACAACAUGGUGAGAUAACCCUAGUGUUUACAGUGUUUAAAGAUACGCUAACAUUCAGAACAAAGGGGAACGCUCAGGUGAAUCUCCUCUCCCCGGUCAGGAUAACGUGCUCGCCGCAGAGAAGCCUCCCGACGCUCCGAGCCACGAGCCAGACAGCAGUGAGGUUUUCAUAAAGAAAGACGAUUUCCUGUUUGACCCGUUCGACCCGUGGAAAGGUGCUCAGGGUGAGGAGGUCAGCGAAAACGAUGUCUUCAUGUUUGAUGAGAGCGCAGCGCCUCCCACCACCGCUGAGUUCUCUUUUGACUUGGAUCAACCAGAAAGUGAGUCCAGGACGACUAACUGUCCUAUUAUCUGUCAUCAGCGUUACAAUGUCGAUUUCAUUACGUUCAAAGUUUUCAUAUCAUUUUUAAUACACUGUCUUUUUUUUCUGUUUUUCAGAUCCUGAAAAGAUUGAAGGUGAGGAUUUUCUUUCUAGUAACACUGCUGAGGAGAAACCCACUCGAGGGGACCAUGAAGUCGUUUCAGACUCCUCUGCAGACAUGCCCCCUCAGCUGAUUCAUCCCCACCUGGACUCUGACUUCAUGAUGGACCAAGGGUCUGGCUCUGGUUUCUCUGGGGAUGGCCAAGGAGCUGACGUCUGGUUCUGGGAGCCAAUGGAAACCUCAGACCAGACAGAGUUCUUCAAAGAAAGCCUGGAGGUGUUACCACCGCCUGAUUUGGAGGAGACAGAGGAUGAGGAUGAGGGUGAUCGGGCAGCUGGGGUUGAUCCACAAACCACUGAGCAGGUUGAUUCAAUUACAAUUAAACCUGAGGUUACCAGUGCACAGCCUCUUCAGACAACCAAACUUCCUGCUUACGAGGACUCUGUGCCAGAUGGCAGCAUUCAGAAACCUUUCGUGGACCAUGUUCCAGUCACGCCACACAUCAGUACUUACCCGUAUUACUCAACCACCACUGAAGCUCCUGUAUUCUCACCUGAAGGAAGCAGGACUGUAGAACUUUCAGUGCAGCCAGUGGAGGCAUCUGGUAUCUACAAUGAAGACUCACUGACUGAACCGGACGUUCCAGCAGGUCCAGCUACAGAUUCGCCUGUACCUGAAUUCUGGACUCAGGAGUCCCCUGUUUAUGCAGGUUCUACUGAUUCAGUUAUUCUAGAAACCACUGCGGGGCUCCAGCUAAGUCCUGAACUACCAACAGAGCUCCUAUCAGCAGCUGGGCCUGAAUCAGAAGAAGAUGGACUCGAUCAGGAGCAGGCUGUGGUUAUUGUUGUGUCCGAAGCACCUGAAAUCCCUGAAACUAAGUCCCCCUCAGAAUCCAGCUUUGGUACGAUCACUGAAGAACCAGCAGAACUUGAGGUUUUCACUGAAAAACCCACAUUUGGAACUGAAGAUGACAAUGAGGUCGAGAUUUUAGACGAGCAGCACAUUGGCGUCAUUGACAACAUGAUAACACCAGAGCCAACACUCGCCAUCCAGGACGAAGAUCUGGCUGUGGAUGAAAUGAUUGUUGUUACCACGACUACUACUGCUCCGGUCCUCAUUCCGUCUGUGAAAGUAGAUCACAGCAGCAGCGUGGAACACUCACCUGAGAAGGACUCACCUUUCACACGAGUGUCGGACGUGGCCCCAGAGGAUGAGGACCUGAUUCCUCAUGAGCCUCCUAACAAUGAGGACAACGACAAAAUCUCCAUCAGUCUUCCGAUCACAGAUAUUCCGCUUCUGAAACUGUCGAUCGAUAUCCUAAAUAAAACUGAAGAUUCCUUUGGACAUGUUGAAGAAGGUGUGGGGGGUGGAGACUCAAACACCUCCUUGACCGAUGACCCAGAAGGAGAAAUAGACAACAAAAUUAACCAAACAACUCCUGGUCACAGUGUCAACGACACCAAGCUUGAUACAGAUAUCCAGCCUUUCCAUAUAGAUUACUCUGAUGUGCCGACCAUAGACGUCAGCUUCGAUGUGUUCCAGUUUGGCGCUGGGGCGGCUGAGACUGACAGCAGUGGCUUCUCCAGUGGGACUCAAGGAAACGAACCAGAUGCCAUCGCAAUACCGACCCCACCUGGCAGAGAUCUGAUGGUGUUUUUCAGGCUACGGGUGACCAACAUGGCGUUCUCGAUGGACCUCUUCAACAAGAGCUCCUCUGAGUACAAAGCCCUGGAGCAGCGGUUCCUCCAGCUGGUGAGAAAUAAUCACAACAAAAAUCCAUUUGAUACAUUAGAUGUAAUUUACAGACAAGCUACAGGGCAUGUCUCGUGGGAGAGAGUUUUAAAGGUGGGGAUAGUCUGGCUGAAGGUUCUAGAUCCUAUGGUUGUCACAUGGACUCAAAAGAAGGAGCAUUACAGUUACCCCGAAUUUUCACCGCAUCCGGAACGGCUUCGAUCCGGAAUGGCAGCAAUUUUCUCUGUCCGCCAAUUCCUACCGGAUCAGCUUGUGAAGCAAAUUUUGUGGUAGAUUAAGGACAGCGGGAAUCGUGAGAACUCACAAGAACCCGCAGAUUCACGUGCAAUCGCGCAAUAACAACUUGUCUCUAUAAAGACAGCCACGUAACCAUAUAAGCAGUAGAUUGUGUCCUUCCAAAGGAGGAAAUCCACUUCUAGACUUCCAGAAUCAGAAUCUCCUCAUUCAUAGUGUCAUCGGUUGUGUCUGUGCCUGACUUCCUUUCUAUCACGUGUUAAUCUGUGCUGAAUUUGGGAAUCGACACAUUAACUUGAAUGCUUACGAUCAGCUGCGAUCGGCAGAUAUGGCCUUUUUGUAGCCGUUCUGGAUGCGGUGGAAACUGGGGGUUAUUGGUGUGGAAUGUGACCAGGGUGGAGACAAGACUGGUGGUACUGUUGGGUGUUCAGUGUUCAGUGUUAUGAAGUUAGAAUGUUAUGGACUGUGUGAUGUUAGUGAUCAGAUUUUGGCUGAUUGCCUACCGAGCAUGACACACCCUAACCCUGGGGACCACCAGUUUUGAUUGGAAUUGGCUGUUGGGGGAACAUUUUGAGUUGAAUGAUCCAAGCUGGGCCAGAGUCUGAGUGAAUGUAAAGAUUAAGAGUGAAUAUGCCAUGUCCUUCAAAGUGUCCCUGUCUUCAUCCUACAGCUGGUCCCGUACCUCCAGUCCAACCUCAACAACUUCAAAAACCUGGAGAUCCUGAACUUCAGGAACGGCAGCAUUGUGGUCAACAGCAGGAUGAGAUUUGUUAAACCGGUCCACAGCGGUGUCACCAACGUUGUCUACCUCAUCCUGGAGGACUUUGCAAACACUGCAUACCAGACCAUGAACCUGGCUAUUGACAAGUACUCACUGGACGUCGAAUCAGGUGAGACUAGAUGGAGGAAGUUCAGUUUUUCAUGGACAGAAUGUGAAAUUAGUAGAUGUAUUUCCAAAUUUUGAUGUUUUUUUCGUUCUUGUGUGGUAAAGUAGUAACAAACUUGUCACUCAAGAUGGUAUUAUUGGUCAAUUUCAAGCUUAUGCAGUGACUUCCACUCCAGUGUCUAGUCCCUUUUGAUGCAUUACUGAAAACAGGAUUUGAUGUUUACGUGCACAAACUUAAAACCCAACCUUAUGGGACACCCAAGUUCACGUAAAAGCACUCAGUGUUUCUUUAACACACUGCAGAGGCGUGUCAGACCUGUAAUGCUUAGCGGCUGAAUCCUGCGUGUGUGUGCACGCUAAUACCUGGGUAAUCUGUCUGGGAGGAACGUGAGCAGGAGCACGGAGUGACUCAGAGUGAUGAACCAGUAUGGUGGCUCGAUAUUCACCUGUUUCCCUUUUACCAUCAUGGCUGUCUUACACAUGCUGAAUGACUGGUUUCCUAGCACUGCCUGCUGGUCUACCUCCAUGGAUCCAUGUGUUAAAGGUUUGACAGUGAAAUGAUGCCACUCAGCAGACCUGGAACAGUUUUUCUCUUCCUUUAUGAGUUAAUUGUUAAUUUUAUCAACCAAUGACGUUUGAUUUUUGACUCUGAUAAAGACACAUCAGAGCUGCAGCUGCACGGUAAUCCCUCUGAUCCAAUCAGAGGAGAUCAGAUGACAAUCGGUUAAUCAGCUGUGAUUCACUCCCAUGCCAGUCUCUCUGUUGUGUAAAACUUGUGUGAUCCCUUUGUCAUGAAGUCCACUAAGAGUCUUCCUGUGAGACGGAUCACUUUCUGUGAAAACAGGACUCAAAUGGGUUUAGCAUCCCCUCUGGGAGCAUGCCGCAGUGUUUGCAGGCCAGAUGGAAUCUUAAACUUGUUGUUCAGAGUCUUGUCUUAGUUGGAUAAAAGGAGGUACCUGAUCAGCUGAUGAACCACCUGAAACGACCUCCUGAUAAUGAGGAGUAGCAGCUCUGCUUGGAGCUCCUCCAUGAAGCCUGAGCUCCAUAAACCUGCUUUAUAGAGAGGCAGGAUAUUUGAUCUGAUGUCUCCACAUGUGAUUAAUUGUUCACUUAGACCCUGUUCACCCGAAGAGCUAUCAGAUAAUGCGAAUUGUAAACCGGGGUUAUUUAUACUGUAACAAAGUUUUCACGUUCCCACCUGUGCGUCUCUUUCCUCCUCAGGUGAUCAGGCUGAUCCCUGUAAGUUCCAGGCCUGUAACGAAUUUUCCAAAUGUAUGGUGAAUCAAUGGUCGGGCGAGGCAGAGUGCGUGUGCGACCCUGGGUAUCUGAGUGUCGACGGUCUGCCGUGUCGGAGCGUCUGCGAGGUGCAGCAAGACUUCUGCCUCAACGAUGGCAAAUGUGACAUCAUUCCUGGCAAGGGCGCCAUCUGCAGGUAGGAGGACUUAACCCCGGUUCGAGUUACCUCGGAAAUCAGAAGUCCGAGCUGCGUUUCAGUUACCAUGUCGGAAGAAAGCAAAAUUGGAGGCGGAAACAAGAUGGCUACAUCUACGAAAGUUAUUUUAGCACUUGCCAUGUCCAAAUAUAAGCAAGGACAAGGCAAGCGCUAAAAUAACGUUCGUAGGUGUAGCCAUCUUGUUUCCGUCUCCAAUUUUGCUUUCUUCCGACUUGGUACUGGUAACUUGGUCACGACAUCAUUCCCAGCUCGGACAUCUGACAUCCGAGGUAACUCGAAUGCCCCAUUAAAACGACUGUAGACUCAUAUAAAUGGAAGUAACCUGUUAGCUAUUUGUUGAUUGAUUGACCAAUUGAUUGAAAAUGCAGGUGUCGUGUUGGGGAGAACUGGUGGUACCGCGGUGAACACUGUGAGGAGUACGUGUCUGAGCCGCUGGUGGUGGGUAUCGCCAUCAUCUCAGUGGUCGGGUUCCUCCUGGUGGCGGGUGGAAUCAUCUUCUUCCUCGCAAGGACGCUGAGAGAGCAGUACGACGGCGAGGACACCGAGGACCCGUUACGGUCAGCAUCAUGUUUAUUCAAAUAUUUUAAUUUUACAGUCUUGUUGUAAAACAGUUGUGGUUGAAACAUGAGGUUUUCUCUCCUGUAGACGCAAUGACAGUGUGCCAACACUGGAGCGAGCCACAAAGUUCAAUCCGAUGUUUGAGAGCGACCCGGUCUCUGUCCAGUACUACAGACGGUACGACGAUGAAGCGCCCCAGUACAGCAGCUCAACCAGCAAUGAAGGCUUGAAAGAGUUCAGCAGUGAUGAGAUCCAACAGAUCUACCAGAACACCAUGCUCACCAAAGAGGUACGGCACGGUUUCCAAACCAGGACCGGGAAGCGUAGUGACAUUUUGUUGGAUUAGUGGGACUGUUGUCCAACAAGAAUGAGUAAAUUUAGCUCCUCCCCUUUACCCUACUACUCCUUUCCCUCCUCUCCUCCUGACCUCUUGGUGUUACAUAAACAUGUUUUCCUCUCUCUCACCUUUGACCUCUCUGCAGGAGAUCCAGGAGCGGCUGAGGAUAAUCGAGUUGUGCUCCAGAGACCAGCACUUUGCAGACUUUGUGCGACAGACCCAAGUGUGAGUGUCUAAGCGCACACGUGGGUGUAAAAACUCACAACUGAGAUUCUCUUUAUGUUGAAGUUACAGUUUUUCAUAUUUCUAGUUUGGACUUAUUGGGUUGAGGGUCUAAAGGACUUCGAGAUCGGCAAUCAGACUUUGAUCAAGAACCAAUCAUAGAUGGUAAUUCACCCAAUCAUCACAUUUAAUUUACAGAGUAUAAAUUACUUGGAAAAAAUGAAGAAUAAAUGUAUUUGCAUAUGUACAGAUAGGUUUAUUAACAUUUUAUGCAUAUAGAUGUACAUUAGUUAAUCGUCCACAUACAAUGUAAGCUUACUCUGUAAAAAAUAGACCCUGGCCCUUAGGUGAACCAUUAAAAAAAACACUAACAGGUGUGUUGUUUGUAAGAACUUAUAAAUACCUACUUCCUGCUCUUUGACCAAUCAGAUUGUCUUGGUCACUCUGUUACUGACCCCUGUGGGGAUUACCGGCUCUCCGCAGGGGGUGUAAAGCCAAGAGGUGAGCCAGACGGCACCUCCACCUGGCAGAAAAACACCUUCAGACCAGACCAAACACGGCAGGGUGACUUUAAUUUAAUCUGCCAUUAUUUAGACACCCUGGACACCUGCUUCCGCCAGUCGGAUAUCCAGACUGGACAAGGGAGAUUUGGACUCUGUGCACACCAACAAAGCUUACCAGAAACCCUAGUGAUCGGCAGAAACUUUGUAGAUCUGACAGACUGGAACUGAGUCUAACAUCUGUGGUUCAGCAUCUGAUGUGAAAUGAAAGGUUUAAAAAUAGCAGACAGGUUCAGAGACGCUCUGCUAACAGCAUCAAAUAUCCAAACACACAAACAUUAAUCGCCCUUCCUCUUUCCACUCCGCUGUUUAUGUUGGACUUCCUUUUUAUUUAUGUCCUGGGGUUUUUGUGGUUUUGACGUUGCCUGUUUGGACCACAUCUCAGCAAGCCACAAACCACCAAACUAAUCUAAUUUUCUCUGUUUCGUUGGGCAGAUUCCUGGAGAGGAGAGGAAGCUCGACCACAUAACCAGCCCUGAGCCGCUGACCUCGAGGUACGAGUGUCAGGUUCCACCGAGACACUUUAUUUUCAUCUUUUUUCGAUUCUGCUUGAUUUCUAUGUUUGUCUCUGACUCUGUGGGCUCGGAGGAUGAAGGUAAACCACAGGAUCAGUUCUGGAUGGGGAAACCGUUCCGUCAUUUUAGACCAAAACUCUUCAAGUCAAACUUUGUCAGGUCUAAUCUGUCAGUGAGAUUCUGCAAACACUUUAAACUCUCAGGACUACACUUCCCAGGAUGCUACUUUUUUAAAGGUUCCCUCAGUACAUGUCUGACUGCAGCAGUGUGUAGAGUCUUUUUAAGGAUACCUGUAGAGAGUAGAUUAAGUUCCUGUUACUAUAGGAGGAAUCUUGUUCCUGUAAUCAAAAGGCACUGACUACAUCCUCCUGGAGUCAUGGAUACCUAAGUGAUGCCAAGAUGAUACCACGAUAUUUGACUGAAAUCUGAGACAGUACUGGCUUGGAGCGUGAUACCAGAUAGAUCAGAUAUAAGGUAGUCCUACUAGAGCUGUAGCGGGAUCACAGGUUGCACAGGUUGACUCACUCUUACUGUUGGUAGUGGACAUGUUGAAGGAGAGGCAUUGCUUUUCUAAACGUGAAAAGUACCUAAUCUUCAUCAAACCAUGCAAGAAGAGUCAACAGGAUUAAGAUUUAACAGGAUCUUUUCUUCCUGUGUGUCUCUGCAGAAACCUGCCUUCAUGUCUGAUCCCAGGAACGAAGAGGAGUUGGUCUUCGGUUGCCUCGUUGCUUACGAUCAACUCGACUGGACCCGAAGUAGACAAACCUCUGGGACGUUUGGAAGUUUAUCUUCUGAGGACUUUUUCAGGUGGCCUGUACCCUGAACUCUCACCUUUACCUUCUUCCUCCACCUGUGAACACUGUUUAUCUAACACUGUUCGGCGAAUUCUCUGCUGAGUACCUUUGUCUUACACUGUCACCUGGAUUUCUUGGGGUUUCCGUGCACGUCUUGAAGGGUCGGUGGUAAUCAUUUGAGACUUUUUAGGGGAUCCUGUCACUGGUCUUCAUUGAGGUUGUUCAGUGGUCUAUUUCAUGUGUUGGUUGGACAGUUUUCUGAUGUCUUGGAUCGCUGACAAUCCAAGCAGCACUCCUCGUCCUCCUCUGUGCCUUCACUGCUUUGUCAGCGUCUUUGGGACACAUCGAGCGUCAGUAUUUCUGAAUUUACACAUAAUCUUGGACUAUAAGC